AUGCCAGCGCCACUGCCGCCGCGCAGCACGCCCUUCUCGCCGCUGCCCGGCAGUCCGAGCGUGUCGAGCCGCCACGUCUCGCGCGGCUCGCCCACGCCCGACGCUCGCGCCGGCACGCCCGGCGCGGGGAGCAGCGCUGCGACCGGCUUCGGCCUGCUGGGCCGCGACGACGAGACGACGUACCACCGCCGCCUGCGCAGCUUGAUCGAUGACCAUCUGACUGCUCGGCGCACGUGGGAGCGCUGCGUCAGCGACGAUGCCGCUCGCGUCGUUGCUGAGAUCUCGACCAAGGCACGCGCCCUGGACGACGCGCUGGCUCUGUCUCAUUCUGCUGCCGGCCGGCAAGCGACGCUCGGUGCCGCGCUCGACGAGCUUGAGGACGAGGUGGCAGACCUUGCAGACGUGAUGGCCCGCGUGCACAAGGCGAACUCGCGCCUGCAGAUGCUCGGUGACAAUGCGCAGACUCUGCUCGUUGACGCCACUCGCGCAAAGGGCCCCGAGUUCACGAUGCAAGAAGCGAUGUGGGGCACGUGGACGCUCGCGCAGUUUGUCGCAUACCUGGGCGAGCUGAGCGGGCAAUACGUGCUCCAGUCCGCGCAUCUGCGCAUCCUCGCAAGACAGCUGACAGCCGAGGGCUGCGCACCCGCCCGGCCCUCCGCGGCGACAGCUGCAAAGCUGCGCAAGCGCGGCAAAGCCAGCGGCGGCGGCUCGAGCGACGAGGGCUCGGGCGACGAGAGCAGCGAUGCGUCUGACGACGACGCUGCCGGCGCCGGCUUGCGGCGCAGCGGCUCGGCGUCGGCGCGCAAGCUGCGAGGCAAGCUGCGCGAGCGCGUGCUGGAAGAGUGGGGCAGCUGGCGCUACGUCGUCGAGAGCGGACCGCACAGCGGCAAGCUGCUCGAGGAGGUGUGCGAGGUCGAAGUCGGGCGAUGGGCGGAGAGCAAUGCACGAUGACCCACGCGGCGCACGCAGCUCUUCACACACGGCGAUGUAAAUUGCGGGGGAGAGACGAUGUGUCUGGGGUAAUGAGGUGCUGGCCGGGCUGAGAGGAGCCGAGGGUGACGGGACGCGGGCGCAGGCGCUGCACCACUGGCGCUGGAAGCAGGCCAGAGGCGAGUGCGCCGCGCGGCGACGGACGCCAAAU
This is a messenger RNA of Tilletiopsis washingtonensis, 1141 nucleotides long. RefSeq lists its product as hypothetical. The record is from RefSeq and is a predicted model, not a curated record. NCBI's taxonomy places the organism in Eukaryota, Fungi, Basidiomycota, Exobasidiomycetes, Entylomatales. The coding region runs from base 1 to 951 and encodes 316 amino acids. The transcript is spliced from 4 exons.